UUAUAUUUUAAAUGCGAGGGAUUGUUAGUUUGCCUCAGCUCUCUUGAAAUGCAUAAAACUGGACAAAUACAUGAGGAUUUGUGUUCGGACUUCAGACAGAUGCGAGAGCGCGUGCACGGGAGAGGGGUGCAGUGAGACAGAUGUGGAUGAGAGAACUUACAAAAUAACAGUUCUCCGGUCACAUAAAAGUCAUGUGGGAACUGCUUGGCAUCGAAUUUCUAAAUUUUUCGCUGACGAAAGCAGAGUCAUGGAGAGCCACUUCGGUUUCAGUGUUUUGGAGGGGGUCUGAAACGACGGGAGGGGGUGUGUCGCCCAGAUUUACUUCCCCUGGUCUGCAUUUCCCCCAGACAUACGUUCGUCUCCCACAAAAAAAACAGAAUUUUAUUAAAUAUGUAAAAUUCCGCGUUAACACUAGAUUCCGUGUUAAUUUUACAAUUCCGCGAUUCCGUCCGCGAUUCCGUGAUCACGGAAAUUAUAGGGCCCUAUCUUUCUUUGUGUAAAUAAAAGUGCAUUUCAUUGUUUUAUGUUUCUUUCAGAUGUGAAGAAUAAAUUAUGUUUGGAUAAAGAAAUAACGUCCUCGACUCUUUCCUGCAUCACCGGUGGAGAGACAUUGAGCUCACAGAGACAUUUACAGAGAAAACACACAGAACAGAAACUCUGCACCAGAUCUAAGAUCAGCUUUUCUGCCUUACAAGAGAAGAAACUUCAUUCAGAAGAGCACAGAGAGAAGAAGAAGAAGAAGAAGAAGUUUCACUGUGAGUGUGGGGAGGAUUUUGGCUCCUUAUCUCAUCUGAGAUUUCACAUGAGGGGACACAAUGCUAAAAAACCUUUCUACUGCACUGAAUGUGGCCAUUACUUCAGAACCAAAAACAGUCUUGAUUCUCAUAAGAGAAUUCACACAGGAGAAAAACCAUACAAGUGUCCUCACUGUGAGAAGAGAUUCAGCCAAAUAACUAAUUUGAGGACACAUGUGUUUACACACACCAAUGACAGUCCAUAUCAGUGCAGUGAAUGUGGAAAAACCUUUAGGGAUUCAAGUCAAUUAAAAUCACACCAAACACUACACACUAAAGAGAAACCCUUUCAAUGUUUACACUGUGAUAAACGUUUCAAUCGUAAAACUACUCUUACAGCCCAUCAGAGACUUCACACUGGAGAGAAACCUCAUUACUGUCAUGUCUGUGGGAAGAGUUUCAGUCACCGUGGAAAUUUACUGUCACACCAGAGAAUUCAUACUGGAGAGAAACCUUACGAAUGUGCUCAGUGUGAGAAGACGUUUGCUUAUUCAUCUCACUUUAAAGCCCAUCAAAAACUUCAUACUGAAGAUAACCCUUAUCACUGUGAUGUUUGUGGAAAGAGUUUCAGUCGACAUGACAAUUUAGUGAGACACCAGAUAAUUCAUACAGGUGAAAAACCUUACAAAUGCUCUCAGUGUGAGAAGACGUUUGCUCAAUCAGGUAACUUAAAAGCCCAUAAGAGACUUCAUACAGGAGAGAAACCUUACGUCUGCUUGAUCUGUGAGAAGAAAUUCACUCAUGCCAAAAGUCUUCAAAAUCAUCAGAAGGAACAUACUGAUGAACAAAUACACUGAAAUCAUCAUAGCAUCUAAAAGUCCAGACUGACUGUGUAUAGGUCC
Paramisgurnus dabryanus is the source of this 1636-nucleotide messenger RNA. NCBI's taxonomy places the organism in Eukaryota, Metazoa, Chordata, Actinopteri, Cypriniformes, Cobitidae. The record is from RefSeq and is a predicted model, not a curated record.